Molecule: messenger RNA, 3688 nt
Organism: Scophthalmus maximus (turbot)
Lineage: Eukaryota; Metazoa; Chordata; Actinopteri; Pleuronectiformes; Scophthalmidae
Gene: birc2
Product: baculoviral IAP repeat containing 2
Exons: 13
Coding region: 933-2861 (642 amino acids)
Biological process (GO): regulation of cell cycle; regulation of apoptotic process
Cellular component (GO): nucleus; cytoplasm; spindle microtubule
Source: RefSeq, a predicted model, not a curated record
GAAACCAGCAGGGCAGCGUGACCUCACGGUGUGUCUGAGGGAUUUCUAACCACGUCAAUCAUCUCCCUCGGUUUCGUCUUUGUUAACCGGAUGUAGCCGCCGUCGACGGUACCUCAGCUCUGGCCCCGUCUCGACCCGGGACUUUCCGUAGCGAGUCGGCUGCAUUGCAAAACGGUGCAGGUGACAAAAAACUAAGGAGGGCAGCCCAUUAUCCAACCAAAAGAGGACACAGUUUUUCUCAUUAGGCUUUUUACAUUCCAUUAUGGAAGCUUAGACUCCUAAAAAGGGAUGUCCGAGAUGGGGGGAGGGGUUUGAGAUCGCACAUCCCAUGGUCUAUGUGUGUGUGUGUGUGUGUGUGUGUUUUUGCUUGCUUGAGGCUUUAAUUUAGUUCAUAAUGUUUGUACACAUAAUCACUCUCCACGUGUUAAGGUUGAACUGGUUAGAUCAUGUAUUAGACAUGUGUGUGGUAAAUGUACAGGGUAACAAAGUGUACACUGACCCUGGGUGAAUGUGAGGAUGUUUUUUAGGAUGGUCCAUGUUUUGUUUUUGGGAUGGGGACACAUCUACUGGGACUGUAAUUGACACAUAAGUUGUAGUUUCACCAGUUAAAUUAUCAGAGGUGUUGCUCUCCACGAGGUGCAGAGAUCCAUGUUCAGAUGUCACGCAGGCAUCAGGAUGGUUGAGGGAAUUAAAUAUGCUGUGUGAUAACUGUGGUUGCUGGACCAGUGGUUUUGUUUCUUCUGUGAAAGAGUGAAAGUAAGUUUCAUGAGCCUCACUUUCCUUUUCACUGUCGAAUCUCCCACAUUCUGUUUUCUGUCUUGGUGUGUAUGUGUGUGUGUGUGUGUGUGUGCAAGACCUUGGGUUUUCUCAAACCUCUCUCCCUAUGAAGGACAUCGCUUUUCCCUCAUAUCACUUUGGUUAAAUCUUAAGAAAUGGAAACUCUUGUUCAACUCAAAAACAACCAGUUCUUGAUGGGGUUGUGUCGCAACGGACCUCCACCUGACCUACAAUAUGAUAACUCAUCAGAGCUCUUCCGCAUCUCUACCUUUGCUCGUUUCCCGACUUCGGGAGUCACAGAGCGGAGUCUAGCGAGGGCCGGUUGGUUCUACACCGGAGUGGGAGACUGCGUGCAGUGUUUCAGGUGCAACGUGACGACAGAGGGCUGGCAAGCCGGAGACUGUCCGAUGGAGAGACACAGACAGCUCUCUCCCUCCUGCUCCUUCAUCCAGAGCCUGCCGUCUACAGCCAACCUGCUCUCCUCCUCUCACUCCGCCUUUUCCCCGCUCCGCAUCGCCCCAGCCAUACCACUGUCCGGUCCAGGCCCGGCUGCUCCCAACCUGACAGGAAGCCAAGGUGAAGAGCCAGUGGGAUACCUGAAUAUGGGUUUCUCCGCUCCGCUGCCCUCCAGCCCGCUGAGCUCUCGCGGCGUGGAAGACAUGUCCCACCAGAGGCCGACAUGCCACAACCCGGGCAUGCGGCGAGAGCAGGACCGCGUGGACUCCUUCCACCCAUGGACGCUCUCCAUUAUCACCCCCACAGAGCUUGCCAAGGCGGGCUUCUACUAUCUGGGCCAGGGCGACCGAGUGGCCUGCUUCAGCUGCGGAGGGCAGUUGAGUAACUGGGAGCCCGGUGACAGAGCUGUAUCCGAACACCAGAGACAUUAUCCAAACUGUCGUUUUGUCCGGGGGGACAGAGCGGACAACGUGUCGCUGGCCGGAGCGGCAGCAGCUGCGUCCGGAGCAGUGACAGCCCAGCUGUCCGCAGGAGGCCCGGCUCUCAGCAACGUCUCCAACCCCGCCAUGCAGCAGAGCGAGGAGAGGCGGCUCACAUUUGUCAACUGGCCGUCUCGUAUACCUGUCCGGCCAGACCAGCUGGCUAAAGCCGGCUUCUACUACGUAGGUCGUAACGAUGACGUCAAGUGUUUCUGCUGCGACGGAGGGCUCCGAUGCUGGGAGUCUGGAGAUGAUCCUUGGGUGGAACACGCUAAAUGGUUUCCUCGGUGCGAGUACUUGCUCCAGGAGAAGGGACAAGAGUUCGUUCACCAGAUCCAGGCUCGUUUUCCUCGGCUAUUUGAGCAGCUUUUAACAAACGGAGACAGCAGCUCCAGAGAAUUUGUCGAUCCUCCUGUGGUUCACCUCGGUCCAGGAGAGGAGCGAUCCGAGGACGCCGUCAUGAUGAACACCCCCGUGAUCAAGUCCGCCCUCGAGAUGGGCUUCGACCGGAGUCUGGUCAAGCAAACGGUCCAGAGCAAGAUCCUGACCAGCGGGGAGAACUACAGAACCGUCCAGGAGCUGGUGUCGGACCUGCUGAGCGCAGAGGACCAGAAGAGGGAAGAGGAGCGCGAGAUGAUGGCAGAGGCGAUGGCGUCAGAUGGUUUCACUUUCGUGAAGAGACACCAGGCAGCGUUGAUCCAGCGUCUGAAGAGUGUUGAGCCGGUGUCGGAGCAUCUGAGGGAGCAAAAUGUAUUAUCGGCCGAGGAGUACAGCGGUCUGCAGGCUCAGACGACGGCCCAGCAGCAGAACGCCAGGCUGAUCGAGCUCGUCCUCACCAAGGGCAACGCUGCGGCCGAGGUCUUCCGCAACUGGAUCCAGAAGAACGACGUCCACCUGCUCAGAGAUCUCAUGGCCCAGUCAAAUGAAGCUGCGUCACCGAGCCAAGAUCUUUCAGACCUUCCCAUGGAGGAGCAGCUGCGGCGCCUGCAGGAGGAGCGGACCUGUAAAGUGUGUAUGGAUAAAGAAGUCAACAUCGUCUUCAUCCCGUGUGGACAUCUGGUUGUGUGCAAAGAGUGUGCACCGUCGCUGAGGAAGUGCCCCAUCUGCAGGGGUCUAGUUAAAGGCACAGUACGCACCUUCCUCUCAUAACCAGGGACCCAUGUUCCCUCAGUCUCAUGUGUCACAACUGUGAUUGAAUGUAAAGCAAUACAAUGUCAAUUCAUAUUUACUGGAAAGGUUGUUUUGUUUUUGUCGACAAAACAUGUACGAUGUCAACAACUCUGCAUAAUUCAUCUACGUGAGCAGCUCACAGGUGAUACAGUAGUAAUGAUCAGCACAAGGCUGAUUUCAUAUUUGAUAUUAACAUGUUUUUUAUUAAAAAGGCUGAUAUACUUUUGGAGAUCAGUAUUAUACUAUUGACAAUAAAAAUCACAAUAAGGAAAUUCUCAUAAAAUAACCAAAGUUUAAUUCAAUGACCCAAGUUGAGCUGUGCAUUAAAAAUAACAACCGUUAUAUUAUUCUGUACCUAAGAUAAGAAUGUAUAAUGAAGGUAUAUAGCAGCAGCCCUGCAGUUAACAUUGGUAUAAUGGUUUAAAUAUGAUUUUGUUAGGUAUGGAAGAGAUGGUCAUUGUUACACAUUGUGUCAAGUAAAGGCAACAACUAAAUUAGCUACAGAAAGGUUUUUUAAUAUUCUUUAAUACUGUACUCAUUAACAUGAGUGGGAACAUUGCUGGAGUUGAAAUGUUUUUAAAAUAAAAUACAUUUUAAGAAGGGAAAGGGAACCUAUAUAAAUUCACAUACCACAUUUGCUGUUGUUUCAAGAUUUUCUUCAAUGUAAAAACUAAUAUUGUCAUACCAUACUAUCAAACUGAAGUGAUUUUGGUAAAAUGAAUGUAUACCUUAAUUCUUCAAUGUUAACCACAGUUGAUUUAGGUAACAAAUGUAAAUAUUUUCUUUAAUAAAAAUGUAUUCAAGUC